Pyricularia oryzae 70-15 is the source of this 1679-nucleotide messenger RNA. RefSeq lists its product as uncharacterized. Lineage: Eukaryota; Fungi; Ascomycota; Sordariomycetes; Magnaporthales; Pyriculariaceae. The transcript is spliced from 3 exons. The record is from RefSeq and is a predicted model, not a curated record. The coding region runs from base 248 to 1333 and encodes 361 amino acids.
ACAUCGCUCGUUUUAACUCAUCAAUCACUUGAAAUCUAGAAAAGCGUCAGUCUAGGUUUUCAUGCCUAAAUCUUCCCACUAUCGUCAGUCAACCUCACAUUUUCCCCAACAACAAACUCGCCACUUCAUGCUUCUUUCUGUCUGAUAAUAAUAUUAUUACUUUUCUUUCACCAUACCGUCUUCCGGUCUUGCUCAUCUCAAAUUAUCGUCUCUCGGAUCAAACCCACGUCAUUCAGAAUCGGACAUAAUGCCGACCCCAGUCAAGCCUAAGCCAGUCAAAGUGUCGCCGACUCCCAUCAAGAGGAAGGCCGAAGAGCUGCAGGAUACAACAAUCUACUUCGACCAGAAGGGAGACCUACGCUUCAUGGUCGGAGCCGAGGAGAGGGUCUUUGUGGUGUGCUCUCGGACGGUCUCGAGGGCCUCGGUCGUCUUUGAACGGAUGCUAUACGGCCCGUUUGCCGAGAAGAAACCAGACGACACCGACAGCGACUGGGUGGUCAAGCUUCCAGAGGACAGCAGUAAAGGCCUGGAGGUGAUAUUCAACGUUGUUCAUGCUCGCUUCAAGCUUGUGACGGACUUUCUCGGGCUGGAUGACUUGUUCGAUGUCAUGGUCAUGGCCGACAAGUACGACACUAUGGAGCCUAUACAACCAUGGUGCAGACGGUGGGCAGAAAAUGCAAAGCGGAUCUACAGUUGUGGCACUGAACGCGGACAAGAGCUCAUGAUCCUCUGGACUGCUUGGAAAUUAGGAAGCAGUGCCCUGUACGAGCAGGCUGCUGUAAGACUGCUACCGCGAAUCUCGAGGCCUCCAUCCACGUCCCGCAGCCCAACAACAGUUGACAUCAAGUCCUAUUUGGUCGGCGAGCAGCGCAUGUCGGAAAUGGAUGGCUUCAAGUACGCAGGCUCGGCGUCGAUAAUUCAGCCCGUUCUGCGAGUGCGCGAGAUCGUGCUUCAGAGAAUGAUAGAUGCCGUCAAUUUGGGCAAAAGGGAACUUAUGAAUGAGAAGAAAACAUCGCCUUGCCAGGUCCGAUAUCAAGAGAAUGGACCGAAAAAUAAGAGACAAGCCUGCAAGACAAUGCUUGCCGGGUCCAUUUGCCUCAACCAAGCCGCCUGGUCCAAGGUGCCUACGUUCGCCAAAGAUGUUUGCCACAGCGUGGAGAGCUUCCAACAUGAGAUAGACUCCGUCUUGGACACACUCAUGACCCUCACAGGUCAUAACAGGUGCAGCCCCAAGGAAAUGAUAGUCGAUGAUGUGAAGAAGGCUUCGGUGCUGGAGACAACCAGCAUAUUUAUCGAUAGGAAACUGUACAGAUGCCUCGUAUCUCUGUCCUGAAAGCUUGAGGUAUUAUUGCCAACCGCUCCUAGGACUGGAGUAUGCGAUGAUGGACCAGAGUACCCUCGAUUCAGCUCAGAUAUCACAACUGUGGGGAUACAAGAAGUAUGCCAUUUCAAAAGCGUUGCUAUGGAAGAAAAUGGGCUAUUUGGAGGCCUGAUGUUUCGCGAUGCUUUUGAUUCACAGCGCCUAGUUAGCAGCAAAAACAGCGCUUGGACUUGGACUUUCUCUAGAAAAGCAUUGUUGGAGCCGUAUGCCAAGUUUUCAGCCUGACAGACAAAGACGUUCGAUAGAAACAACGGAGAGAAUAGGGGGCAAGAGAGAGGGAAUAGACAAGGAGAAAGGG